UUUGAUAGCAUGCCAGUGUCUGUUAUUACAAAAAAAAUAAAUAAAUAAAUAAAAUAUGUCUAAUCUGGACCUUGUAUGUUGAACCUGUUAAUUUUUUGCUUUUCCAUUUUCUAGGUCUCACCUUAGAUGUAUUGUUCUGCAUUUAAGUUUCUCUUUUCUUAAAAAGAUAAUAUUAAAAUUGCUCGUGUUUCUGUUAAGAUUUAUGAAUAUGGAUUGAUGCGAAAGAAAUAUACAUAUAUUUGAGCAGGUUUGAGUCAUGAGUUUCAUGACCAGGUUCAAAAUGUACAAGUAACUUCUGGGGGUUUGAUACAGAUGCUUCUCUUGCUGUUUGGAAAAUAUAAGUUAUUCAAUGAUGGUUAUUUAACUAUAUCUACUUACUGAGUCUAAAGUAACACCCCCCCCCCCCCCCAAAAAAAAAAAAAUGAAACCCUGAGUUGUGAGGGUAGAGGUGAAAAGAUCCUUGUACACAGCUUUACAGCCUUAACCCCUGCAUUUUAACCAAAGGUUGUUUCCUCAAUUUGAACAUGUGCCAUCACCUUUUGGUUACAAAAAAAAGAAAGCAACUUUAUCACUGCUCUAGGGUUCUCCAAAACUAGCUGGAAUGGUUAACGGGGGCACGGCAACUGUUAUUGGAGUAUUUGCAGGCAUGUUAUAUGGCGGUAGCAAGGAGGCAGCUGCUUCUGUUAGCAAGGAUGCAGAAGUAAUGUUGAAACUUGGUAGCACAGAAGACAAACGUGAGCAAUAUCGAUUGAUGAGAGAUGCAAUGGAGAAACGAUUCCUUAGAGUUACGCGAGGCUCAAUAGUUGGAGGGGUACGCCUUGGAAUUUUCACUGCUGCAUUUUAUGGUAUUCAAAAUCUACUUGCAGAGAAGCGAGGUGUGCAUGAUGUUUUUAAUGUUGUUGGAGCUGGAUCAGCCACUGCUUCAGCCUUUGGUUUAAUCAUGCCAGGAUCACUCCAUUGGCGAGCAAGGAAUAUGGCCCUAGGGUCAGUGCUGGGAGCAGCAUUUUGCUUUCCUCUUGGUUGGAUCCAUUUGAAGCUGGUAGAAAUAGCUAAUAAAGAGAAUCCAGCUGCAUAUCAUCAGAGAGAAGUAAAGAGUGGCGUUAGUGCUGCAAUCGAGAGGCUUGAAGGAAAUUUAAGUAAAUGAAAGCUACUGGUAGUUGUGAUGUCCCCCACCCCCAGCACGCCUUGUCAUUUUUAUUUUCUCUGAGAAGUGGGGUAAUCUUGCGAUGGAGAAUGGGGCAAGAACUUCAAAUGGCAUUCCUGCCCUCUUCAUUGGAAAAAAGUGCUAAUUCAAUAAUUUAGUUGACCUAGUUGUGUUACUGAAGGUUUUUCAUGUGAGGGCCAUUUGUUAUUCAGCUAUCAUGCUUUCAGUCUUGGUCUGAAAAGUAGUAUACAUAUUUUUAGAGCGCUUCUGUUUUUGGAUUUCAUUAAUUAUAGUGGCUCACACCCAAAAAUUGAAAAAAAUAAAAAUGUCUUCUAGUGGAGGCAGUAUGAUAUACCUUGUGGUCCAGACAGUGUCUAAGAAUCUAGGCAUUCUGAGAAAGCUGUAAUACAAUCAAUGGACGAGCAGAUUGGGCGAUCCACUUUACAGGUAUGAAAUGCAGAACUUUGCAGUGAUAAGAUGUUUGCUGUUGGUUAGAAGGCUGCCUAGGAGAAAACUGCAUGCCAUCAGAUCCGUGCUGGGCCCUCUUGCUUUGUAUUGUAUUUCCUCUGCAUUUUUUGUCAUCUGGGAAUUUUAUUCCGUUUUUAAAAUGUAAUCAUCUGCACCUGAAUUCAAAUGCCUUUUUACUGAUGAAGUUCCUGUACUAAUUAGGCGCGGCAAAGUUAACUGAUGCUUGGUUUUUUUUUUAGUUGAUAAUUUUUAUUAUUAAUUACAUAAAUUUCAAGAUUUUUUAAUACUUGAUGUUUCC
Messenger RNA from Gastrolobium bilobum, 1910 nucleotides. RefSeq lists its product as uncharacterized. The transcript has 5 exons. Gene Ontology annotation, cellular component: mitochondrion. Bases 602 to 1144 code for a protein of 180 amino acids. Lineage: Eukaryota; Viridiplantae; Streptophyta; Magnoliopsida; Fabales; Fabaceae. The record is from RefSeq and is a predicted model, not a curated record.